Debaryomyces fabryi is the source of this 1125-nucleotide messenger RNA. RefSeq names its product ubiquinol--cytochrome-c reductase subunit 2 (gene QCR2). The transcript has a single exon. The coding region runs from base 1 to 1125 and encodes 374 amino acids. Gene Ontology annotation, cellular component: mitochondrion. The record is from RefSeq and is a predicted model, not a curated record. Lineage: Eukaryota; Fungi; Ascomycota; Pichiomycetes; Serinales; Debaryomycetaceae. Gene Ontology annotation, molecular function: metal ion binding.
AUGUUGUCCCGUGUAUCUGCUCGUUCUUAUAGUUCUGCUGCUCAAUCUAUCAAAUUAACCGCUAGAGAAGCCCCAGGUAACUUAUCAACAUUGUCAGUUGUUGUUAACAACGCAGGUUCUAAAGCUGGCAAAUCAGGUGUAGCCCAUUUGUUAUCCAAAUAUAACUUUUUAAAUACUGAAAGUAAAUCGGCUUUGAGAUUUACCAGAGAAAGUGAAUUGUUAGGAAGUAUCGUUUCAUCGGAUGUUACCAGAGAUUCGAUUGUUUUGAAGACUCAAUUUUUAAAGCAAGAUUUACCAUACUUUGUUGAAGCUUUAGGUAAUGUAUUGACCAAAACCUCAUUCAGAGACCACGAACUCCCAGAAACCGUUUUACCAGCUGCCAAGGCACAAUUUGCCGAAGCACAAGCUUCUAAUGCAUUCAAGGCUUUCGAAUCUUUACACGAAAUUUCCUUCAGAAAGGGUUUAGGUAACCCAUUAUACUACGAUGGUACCAGCCCAGUUUCCGUUGAAGAUAUCAAGCAAUUUGCAUCCGAAGCUUACAAUGCUUCCAACGUGUCCGUUUUCGCUUCUGGUGUCAACGAAGGUGACUUGAAGCAAUUUAUUGGCGAAUCAGCAUUCUCUGCCUUGCCAGCCGGUGCUUCUAAGUCCACUCCAGUUGAGCUCCACAACGGAAAGGAAUCCAGAAUCAGAGCUGCUGGUGGUUCUGUUGCUUUAAUUGGUGUUCCAAUCAAGGCCGCCGACUUUGCUAAAUACGAAGUCUUAUCUGCUGCUAUUGGCUCUUCAUACUUACCAGGCUCAUCUGCCCCAUUAUCUCAAAUCCAAGGUGCCACCUCCAAGGUCCUCAAAUACCAAGAUGCCGGUUUAUUUGUUGUUUGUGUCUGUAAUUCUGAUGCGGCUGUUGUUUCCCAAGGUGUUAAGGCUGCUAAGAAGGCUAUUGACUCAGUCUCUGCAUCUGACUUAUCCAACGCUACCAAGGGUGCUGAAUUAUCUAUCGCCUUACAAUCUCGUUUCGAAUCCCCAUUAAAUGUCAAGAUCGAUUCCUCUACUAAAGCUCCUAAAUUAGGUGAAUUCAACUACGUUGCUGUUGGUAAUGUUGACUUCUUACCAUACGCCAACGAAUUAUAA